Molecule: messenger RNA, 1860 nt
Organism: Mizuhopecten yessoensis (Yesso scallop)
Lineage: Eukaryota; Metazoa; Mollusca; Bivalvia; Pectinida; Pectinidae
Product: soluble scavenger receptor cysteine-rich domain-containing protein SSC5D-like
Exons: 8
Coding region: 47-973 (308 amino acids)
Cellular component (GO): membrane
Source: RefSeq, a predicted model, not a curated record
CCGCACCGCACUUGUUUUUAGAUAGCUAAGCUAUUCAUAUCAUGAAAUGCUCAGCCCAGAGAUAUUUCAAACGGAAAAUCGGAGCGCCGGAAAGAUGAAACGACUCAUCAGGCUCAGUAUCACCUUUGUGCUGCUGUUGAUAUCUAGCGUACACUUGAGUAUCAUAAACCACGUCCAUUUUGAUGACGACACAAGGAGAGUGGCGUACCACACAGCUGCACCGUACGGUACUCUCCAGUGCGGGAAGAUGUGUGCGUUGGAGGGACGAUGCAUCGCCAUCAAUUACCACAAGGGCGCUCGCACCUGUGAGCUUGUAGAACAAGCUGCUACUGUUGUAUUGGAUUCCGCGGGAUGGGUAUCCACAUCAGAUAUAACAUUUGUCAAUGGAAAACUUGGAUCCUGUUCAAAUGUUAGCAUUCCUGAACUCAACGAAUGCGUUCCUUUAAGAAACGGGGGACAAACCAGCAUGAUAAAAUACUGCCCAGCAACACCAUCUGUGCCUUCAUGUUACACAACGUCUACUUCAAGAAGUGUUCGUGAUGCUGUCACAUACAAGUGCAAUCCAGAUUUCAACUGUACGGAAAAUCUGAAUGGUAUCUGCCUUCCGAAUGGUCAAUGGUCCUCAUCUAGCUCUAUUGCGCAGUGCUUUCAGGACAGUGUAAGAUUAGACAGCGGUACCAACCAAACCGAGGGUCGAGUCGAAAUUUACCGCGAUGGUGUCUGGGGUAAGGUCAUUGGUGCCAGCUGGUACGCCAAUGACGCUGCAGUUGCCUGCAGACAACUCGGAUAUAGUGGUGGUAACGCUACUCUCAAAUUAAAGUCCGACUUUGGGAAGCUUUGGUCGAAAUCGGGGGAAUGCGUUGGAAAUGAACUGAAAAUAGCUGACUGUCCGAUUGAUUGGUUUCCAAUCCUUCAAAAUUGGCGUCCUUUCAACGCCGGAGUAAAUUGUACAGAUUUAGGAACACGUGUGUAAAUCUAGGAAAUUGAAGAAGACAGCAUGUCAGACACUAGUUCUUUUGUCGCCGGAUUCAAGUGUUUGACAUCUACUUAUGAAAACUAUUGUCCAGUACAUUUAACUCAGAAUUGGCAAAUCACUCCCUAACUAUUCAAAGCGGCUCCUGUCCGAUAUUGGGAUAUAGCACGGUCUGUCUUGAAAUGUAUCAAGCUAGUAAGAUAACAAAGCAAACUCGCGUAUACAGUUAUACAUGCAACAUGAAUAUAUGUGAUUAACAACUAAAAACGUUUUAAAACAGAAGCAAUUAGAGGCAAUUAGAAUUGCAUUUAAAUGUUGUUCUGUAUAUUUAUCUAUAUUAAGUUUACCUUGGUUUUACAAUAAUAGCGAGUAGCUUUCGCCUUCCUUCUACUAAAUGACUUACAGGUUGCUUCGCAAAGGCGUUGAACUUAUCUUAAAAUAUAAUAUGGCAAAUACUACGAACAAUGAGGUGCAAUAACCACUAGAUGUCCGAGGAAAUGAAAAACGUAUUCCAAACGUUUGUUUGUCCAUGUUGAAAGCUAGCAAAGUAAACAUUUUACUGCAUCAUAUCGCAAUUUCGUCCAUUUAACAAGGAUUCAUCAGACGCAUCAUACUGAGUUAACAGUUCUGAAAUAAGUUUUAACAUAGAGCUCUAACUGUGAUUCGAUUUAGCCCGCGGAAGGACGGCCUCAUAGCAAUUAAUACAUCACUAUCUUAUUAAGUACGUUCCCCUUUUUGCACGAGAAAGUUAGCGAGAGGUUCGUUUAAAAGUUCUUGUAGUUCAAGGAGGAUAGCCCCUAUAUGAUGUACAACUAUGGUCAACAUUUUGAAAUAGCUUAGUAGUAUAUAUAGUUUGAUGAAAAUCUUGCAGUAGAUUAAUAAAGUUG